AUAUCCCAGCAUCCUUAGCGCGAUGACGAGAGUAUGCAUGUUUCCGGAGCGCUCUGAGGACACACCAAGAAACGUCCCAAGGUUAGCCGACGCAUCGUUUAGACGUGUGGCUGAAGUUCACAAAGAUGUCUGAGACAGUUGAGCAGAAAAUCAAGAACUACAGGACGGCUCCCUUUGACGCCCGAUUCCCCAACACCAACCAGACCCGCAACUGCUUCCAGAACUACUUGGACUUCCACAGGUGCAACAAGGCCCUGUCUGCCAGAGACCAGGAUGUGGCUCCCUGUGAUUGGUACCAGAGGGUUUACAAGAGCCUCUGUCCCAUGAGCUGGGUCGCUAAAUGGGACGAGCAGAUAGAGAAUGGAAGUUUCCCGGGAAAAAUCUGAACUCAGCCGUCACGCAUCAGGACAGUCCACUGCAGGACAUUCUGUUACGUGCACUAUUUCCUCUGUUGUGUGCCUAAGGAUGUCUUCAAACAGCUAACACAUCAUCAUCAUCAGUGAUGUUACUGUUAUUAACUUUAAAUAUAAACACGCACAACUUUUUACCCUGCAUGUUAAGGACUGAAGUUUUUCCCGUCUCUAUUGUAAAGUACUCCUCGGCUUUGUUUAAUCAAUAAAUAUUGUGCGGAUUUAA
Molecule: messenger RNA, 636 nt
Organism: Plectropomus leopardus (leopard coralgrouper)
Lineage: Eukaryota; Metazoa; Chordata; Actinopteri; Perciformes; Serranidae
Gene: cox6b2
Product: cytochrome c oxidase subunit 6B2
Cellular component (GO): respiratory chain complex IV; mitochondrion
Source: RefSeq, a predicted model, not a curated record